Molecule: messenger RNA, 972 nt
Organism: Drosophila rhopaloa
Lineage: Eukaryota; Metazoa; Arthropoda; Insecta; Diptera; Drosophilidae
Exons: 2
Coding region: 335-886 (183 amino acids)
Source: RefSeq, a predicted model, not a curated record
AUGGGUACUAAAUCAGUUACUUCCCUUAACUCCACCUGGGCGGACUGACCCGCCCUGACACAAACAUAUACAACACAGUAGUUUCGUCAACUUAGUAACACUUAGCCACAAAAUAGUUUUAGGUCAAAACCAACAUGAACGUACACACCUAAAGAUAGCCAGGAUUUGUCAAGCAACUGCAAUUGCUUGGAUUCCCACCACGAAUCAGAAAUCAUACAACACUAAUAUAUCUUGGUUUAACCAGGAUCUUCAUUCAAGUUCCAUAAGAUUUAUGCAGCUUUAAACGAAGAGACCCUGUUUUAGUGGAUAAGAGAGGAGGACAGAACAAUCGAGGAUGUCGCAACUGGUGCAGAUGACCCGCCAUGUGACCUCCUGGCUGGGCUGGACACCGACGGCACCGUGCGAUUGUCCGCCGGCGGAGGAGGAUGCGUUCCAGGAGUCAUCCGGCUUUGUCACCGUCAUGGUUCUCUAUCUGGGCAUGGCUGGCCUCUUUGCCGCCCUAAAUCUCUGCACCACUUCCAGUGGGGACCUGGCACGGGCACGGGCCAAGCGGGAACUGGCGGCGUUGGAGCGACGGCAGGCUCAGCGGAUGGGGCGGCACGACAGGAGGACAGGGACAUGCCUGCCGGAUUGGCUGGUCAAACUGCCAUCCCUGAUCCGCGAGGUGGUUGCACCCAGGCGUCCGGCUAUCAUGCAGCAGAGAUUGCGGAUGCGGCAGCGCCGGCAGAAGGAGCGGGAGCUGGAGAUGGAGCGAAAGCGACUGGAGCAGGAGACCCUGACUUGGCAGGAUGUCAUUGAGGAGGGCAUGGAGGUGGUGGCUCCCAGCAGUCUUGUGCCCCAGCGCCAAAAGUCCUUCUACUUUGACCUUCCCUCAGAGUCCGAGUAAACGCAGUCCACUUCAUAUCCACCCACCAAUCUAUUCCAAAUCACACUGUAAGACUCAAUAAAGAGUCCGAAAAAAAUCACAGCUAA